Oryzias melastigma (Indian medaka) is the source of this 1949-nucleotide messenger RNA. RefSeq names its product nicotinate phosphoribosyltransferase (gene naprt). Lineage: Eukaryota; Metazoa; Chordata; Actinopteri; Beloniformes; Adrianichthyidae. Gene Ontology annotation, biological process: NAD+ biosynthetic process. Gene Ontology annotation, molecular function: nicotinate phosphoribosyltransferase activity. The transcript has 13 exons. The coding region runs from base 164 to 1828 and encodes 554 amino acids. The record is from RefSeq and is a predicted model, not a curated record.
CCCUUCAGCUUGUGUUCAGUAGGGGGUGUGGGGGUGUCGGUAGCCAGCAGGCGGCUGCAGCCUCUGGCCGCUCGUGCGGGUUUUGCGUUUCCAGUGCAGUUCCACGUUCCAGCAGGGAGCGGGGCUUCGGGGAACAGCGAGUCCCAGACACCGUCCUCGCCUCAUGGCAGCGCCGCGCGGCGACACGUGCGGGCUCCUCGAGCGCUCGGUGCGCGCGCGGGUCCCGCCGCUGCUCACCGACCUGUACCAGUUCACCAUGGCCUACGCCUACUGGCGGGCCGGCCGCCACCAGGAGCCCGCCGUCUUCGAGCUGUUCUUCAGGGAUAACCCGUUCGGCGGCGGCUUCUCGCUGCUCGCCGGCCUGAACGACUGCCUGCUAUUCCUGCGCGGCUUUCGCUUCUCGGCAGACGAUGUGGAGUUCCUGCGCUCCGUCCUGCCCCCGACCACCGACCCCGGCUUCUUCCAGUUCUUAAGGGACCUCGACUGCUCCGGGGUGACGCUACGUUCUGUCCCUGAGGGCACCGUAGUUUUCGCGAGGGUUCCUCUGAUGGAGGUGGAGGGACCGCUGGCUGUGGUUCAGCUGCUAGAGACCAGUCUGCUGUGUCUGAUGAACUACGCCAGCCUGGUGUGCAGCAACGCCGCUCGCUUCCGUCUGGCAGCGGGAUCAGGAAGGCAGCUGCUGGAAAUGGGCCUCCGCCGGGCGCAGGGACCAGACGGAGGACUCACCGCCUCCAGAUACUCGCACAUCGGAGGGUUUGAUCUCACCAGCAAUGUGCAGGCGGGUUUCCUGUUUGGGAUUCCUGUUGCAGGGACCAUGGCGCACUCGUACGUCACCUCUUUCACCUCGCUGGAGGAGGUGUGUCCACAGACGCUGGUUGCGGCUAAAGGCGACUUAGCUCCCGUGGACGUCAUUUCUCUAACUAAAGGCUACCUCAGACGGGUGUGUGAGCUCUUGGGGGCGGAGCCUGGGAGGAUUCGUGAGGGCGAGCUGGCAGCCUUCUUGUCUUACGCCAUUGCGUACCCCUGUAACUUCCUACCUGUGAUUGACAGCUACAGUGUCAGCUGCAGCGGCCUGCUGAACUUCUGUGCCGUGGCCCUGUCUCUGUGUGAACUGGGCUACAAACCCCUGGGAGUUCGUCUGGACAGUGGCGACCUCUGCAGGCAGUCCCUUGAAGUGCGCCGUGUCCUCCGGCUCUGCAGCCAACACUUCUCCAUCACCGACUUUGAUUCUUUGAUCAUCGUGGGGACCAACAACAUAUCUGAGAAAAGCAUCGCAGAACUCAACAGCAAAGAGAAUGAGAUCAGCGUGGUUGGGGUGGGGACACACCUGGUCACCUGCACUGAGCAGCCCUCGCUCGGCUGCGUCUAUAAGCUGGUGGAGGUGGGAGGACGGCCGACGAUGAAGAUCAGCGAGGACCCAGAGAAAAGCACCAUUCCUGGAAGGAAAGCCGUUUACCGGCUGAUAGAUCCUGAGGGUCAUCCUUUCCUGGAUCUACUCAGUCUGGAGGCGGAGCCUCCUCCAGAGGCGGGGCAGCAGCUUAAGUGCUUCCCUCUGGGCUGCGGCGACUCGCCCGCCUCCGUCACUCCAGCUCAGGUUUCCUGUCUGCGGCAGGAAGUGUUCCUCAAAGGACAGGUCACACAGCCUCUUUGCAGCGCAGCAGAAACCAGAGCCAAAGUGCAGAGCUCCCUGCAGACGCUGCACCCUCGACACAAGAGGCUGCAGGAGCCGGACUCCUACACAGUGGCGCUGUCAGAGAAACUCCACAGUUUGGUAAUGGAGCUUCAGAAGAGCGGCAGCAACGACAGCAGCUUUCUUUUAGCUAACUGAAAACGUGUUCCUUUUAUAGCGUCAUUCUUGUUUCCAAAGUGCCUCAAAGGAAAAAAAAAUGUUUUUUUUCUUUUUGAGUCCAGAUAGAGACAAAUAAAAACUUCCUGUUUUAUAUCCAAAA